AUGACAGAGAUAGGUGAAAAAUAUAAAACAAUUGCCUUACAAUGGAUCCCAUCCCACUGUGGUAUCCCCGGUAGCAAAAAAGCUGAUGCACUGGCCAAAAAAGGUUGCAUUGUUAAUCAAGCCCCAAAUAACUUGGUUAGCUAUAAAUCCACUUCGUUAAUGAUUAAUCAUGCAAUUAAGACAACACAUAUAUCAUUGCUAAAAGAACGGACAAAAGAAAAAUCGUGGGAAAAUGACAUCCUUAAUCUCCCCGAUUUCCCAAGAGGCAGUUUUGUAGCUGCCUUUCGUCUUGCUACCAAGCACGAUUGCUUAUACGCCCAUCGUUUCCGUCUUAAAAUAGUGGAUAAUCCUGCCUGCCCCCUCGGCCGCAGUGGUGCGACGAUGAAUGCUGGACAUCUUCUCAACUGUUCAAUUCUCACAAAGAACUGCAUCUACUCCCGAUACUGGGAGGCCAGAGAACUUUUGUUCAAUUUAAGUUCUUGA
Molecule: messenger RNA, 483 nt
Organism: Parasteatoda tepidariorum (common house spider)
Lineage: Eukaryota; Metazoa; Arthropoda; Arachnida; Araneae; Theridiidae
Source: RefSeq, a predicted model, not a curated record